Molecule: messenger RNA, 1553 nt
Organism: Oreochromis niloticus (Nile tilapia)
Lineage: Eukaryota; Metazoa; Chordata; Actinopteri; Cichliformes; Cichlidae
Product: polymeric immunoglobulin receptor
Exons: 11
Coding region: 288-1493 (401 amino acids)
Cellular component (GO): plasma membrane
Molecular function (GO): transmembrane signaling receptor activity
Source: RefSeq, a predicted model, not a curated record
UCAUUAAAAUCAAUUGUUUGAUCGACCUCUUUUGGACCAUCAUUGUUUUACUCUCGUCCUCAAUUUCGGACCCUUAACACCCUAUAAGAAAACCUGCUUUUGCACUGAAAAUAUAUAAAGUAUAUACUGGAUUUUGGCAAUACUGAAAAUUUGACAGUGCAGGACGAUCGUUACUGGUGGGUUUUACGAAUACGGAUAGCUGUGGGAAUUUGUUUUCACCUAUCUGUCACACAAAGGGUGAAGGUAUAUAAGUCACUUACAACAUAUUAGUCUACUCACUCACAGGCAUGGCUGCUCAUCUCAUCAUUCUUCUUCUCUUCAGUGUGCUCAAAGGAGUUCACAGCAUAACUACAGUCAGUGAAGUAUCAGUGAAAGCUGGAAAAUCUAUCUCCAUCCCAUGUCUCUAUGAAUCCCAAUACAAAAACCAUGUGAAGUACUUGUGUGAAGGAUAUGAUUGGACGUUCUGCAAAUAUGCAGUGAAAACAAACGAAGCAGACCCUUCAGGAAAAUAUUUAAUCUCUGAUGACAAAAAACUGAAAAUUUUCACUGUGACUAUAAAUCAGCUGACAAAUGAAAACACUAAUUACUGGUGUGUGGUGGAGAUUAAUAAGGGAGAGGAUUAUAAACAGUAUUUUCAGCUGUCAGUUACCAGAGGUACCCCCAGUCUCUAUGUGGAUCAUCAGAGGAUUACAGGAUAUAUUGGAGAAAGCAUAACCAUCAGAUGUCACCACAGUAACUCUGGAGAAAUGAAGUGGUGCAGGCUGGGCAGGAACUGUGUGACAGGAUCAUCUGGAUCCAUAGAUGGCGCAGCAGUGACCACUCAUAUGAGAGACCCAAAUGUUUUCACAGUGACCAUGAGUGGACUAAAGUCAGAGAACAGUGGCUGGUAUUGGUGCGCUAAAGCAGACAUUCAGAUACCAGUAUAUUUAAAUGUUACUGUGAAACCGAUCACUACCACUCUCCCUACUAGUACUACUACUGCUAGUACUGCUAUUUCUACUACUAUUCAUACUGUUGCUGAAAAGGGAACAAUGGAACAUGGGAAAAAUUCUACACUAGGAGAAAAUAAACAACACAGAGCUUCAUUUGACCCAAGGAUCCUCAUCAUCCCUGUGAGUGUGUUGAUCUGGAUUGUAAUUGUGGUGUUGUUCAUCUGGUUUAUACUGAGACACAAGCAGAGGAAAGCAGACUCAUUAGUCACGCCAAUGGCUGAAGAGGAAAUAAUAUACUCUGAUGUUAGACCCAAGAAAAGAAGUUUAGCCAAGGUGGACAAGGAAGUAACAUACUCUGAAGUUAGACUCUACGAAAAAGGGAAGAGGUCAUUUGCUGAAAGUGAAACGAAAAUCUUGUACAGUUCUGUUGUUACGAAACAACGCAUGAAAAGGGUAAAUAUUACAAGACCUGAACCCAACCACACACUGUAUCUCACCUCCUUUAUUUCCUUCAUUUUAAAUCAUUCUGUUUGUUAUCCCAGUGUCAUGCUUUCCUUUUAAUUCGAUCACAUUUUUCUUUGCUUUUUCUUUCCCAACAAAUGUUCAUAAGAUUUGUUUCUG